Messenger RNA from Schistosoma haematobium, 1051 nucleotides. It is a transcript of the gene NME2, whose product is annotated as Nucleoside diphosphate kinase B. Lineage: Eukaryota; Metazoa; Platyhelminthes; Trematoda; Strigeidida; Schistosomatidae. Gene Ontology annotation, molecular function: nucleoside diphosphate kinase activity. Bases 40 to 489 code for a protein of 149 amino acids. The transcript has 2 exons. The record is from RefSeq and is a predicted model, not a curated record. Gene Ontology annotation, biological process: UTP biosynthetic process; CTP biosynthetic process; GTP biosynthetic process.
UCAGUUGGGCGCGAAUUCACUUGAGGUAGUCGUCAUAUCAUGGAACGGACGUUCAUAAUGGUCAAACCUGAUGGAGUCCAACGAGGUCUUGUUGGGGAAAUUAUACAACGAUUUGAAAGGCGAGGCUAUAAGCUUGUUGCAAUUAAGAUGAUGCAUGCCUCAGAACAGCUUCUUCAGAUUCACUACGAGGCACUCAAAUCUUUACCAUUCUUUCCAAAACUAGUUGCGUAUAUGUCAUCUGGACCUGUUGUACCAAUGGUAUUCGAAGGGCGUAAGGUUAUUGAGAACGGACGUACAAUGUUAGGUGCUACUAAACCUGAAGCAAGUUGUCCUGGAUCAAUAAGGGGAGACUACUGCCAAGAUGUAGGAAGAAAUGUUGUCCACGGAUCAGACUCAACUGAAAGUGCUAACAGGGAAAUCAACUUAUGGUUUACUCCACAAGAACUAUGUCAAUAUAAACAAGCCGUUGACCCUUGGAUCCAUGAAUAGACUGCUGUUUGAUCACCAUUUUAUCCCUGUAGACUGAGUGAUUGGCUAUUUCCCAAAUAAAUUGAAGGUUGAAUUGUAUUACUACUAACUGAUGACUUUAUAUGAUGUUUAUAUAAUGGUAUCUUUGGGUCAGUACCAAUAAUAAAACGUCUGGCAGUGGACCGCACUGAUCGCCGAUCAAAAUAUCUGCUGUCUGUGCGCAACGAACGAUUCAUGUUCUAUGGACAAAUGCUGCUGAAAAGUUGAUAGUCGAUUUUUCGAGGUAAUGUACAGAGUUAGUUUUGCUGUGUGCACUGAGUCUCUGCUACUUGUUACAGGGUUGUCCAAAGCUAGAAAUGUAUUCGGAUAAAGAAAGAUGAGCCGUGGUAGCUACAGUUCUUACGAAGAAGGCUAGGCUGCACAAGCAACAAGUCUUCUGAAACUGUCCAUUUGAUCGGACAGAUUUCCCGCAGUCACAUUGCAUUGGCUUCCCAGAAAGCGAGUUUUAGCUUUGGAAGUUAACCAGAAGAUGGCAAUCCUGUCAGCGUACGUUUAGAAGCUGGGUACCUCUUACCAGUCACAG